This is a messenger RNA of Cornus florida, 1345 nucleotides long. RefSeq lists its product as uncharacterized. Bases 753 to 1268 code for a protein of 171 amino acids. The transcript has 4 exons. NCBI's taxonomy places the organism in Eukaryota, Viridiplantae, Streptophyta, Magnoliopsida, Cornales, Cornaceae. The record is from RefSeq and is a predicted model, not a curated record.
UUAAUACAAAUAUAGAAAGAAAAAAAAAAAAAAUUACAAAUAUAGAAAAUGAGAAAAUAGAAAAAGCACAAGCGAAACACGUGUCUAUAAAAGGAAUCAAGUCCAGUGCUACACUAGGCUUUGCCGUUACAUUCCAAACGUUGUUGGUGGCCAAGAACAGAAAACAAUCGCCCGACAAAAAGCCCUCUGUUUUAUGCUUUUGUACUCCUAAUAAUAUGUAUUGCCCCUUUCGUUUCCAUCGAACCCAUUUGCUGAAGGAUAACCCUUUUCUCUCUUUCUCUCCCUAAAAAAAACACAGUUUUCCUCUCUCUAUAAGCAAAGACACAUCUGCCACCACUCAACAAAUUUUAGGGUUUCUUUUCCUUCUUCUUCUCUAAAAUCAUCGAUCAAACACCUGUGUCUGAACAAAAGUAGAAAAAUACCCAUCUGCAUUCAAACGCUCUUUUCAAAAGAAUGUCUUUAAAGUCUUAAAAAAGCCUAGAAUUUCAACUCCAUAUUAUGGUUGGAUGUACACAAUCUUGUGGAUGCAACACUCCGUCCUUCUAAAUAAAUGCCGAGGAAGACAGAUAUUUUCUCCAGGCUGUCACGCUGACAAGGGAUACGGGGGCCAUUGCUUGGUGCAGUGGUGAAAAGCUCGGCGGAUGUUGGUUCAAGCCUUACAUGGGAAAGGUAUACCAAAGGCUAGAAAACUGUUCUUUAAUGCCAUUCUUCAUUAAAAUUUAUCCAUAGAGGUUCUGCAACCUUUAUAUGAAAUGGAAAGUGAGCAGAAUGUGAAUGGUUCUAGAGCUGAAGAUAGUUUUGUAAUGGAUCUUGAUCAAAGAGAACUUGCUAGAAGUGAUGAAGACAUUAUGGCCCGUCGUAUAAAGAACCGGGAGCGGCAACGUAGAUACAGGGCUCGUAAACGUCUUGAAGCUGAUAUGAAGAAGGCAAGUGUCAUAAACCAAAAACCUCCCCCGCAAGUAGAACUGCAAGUGAAUGGGAUCGUCAAUAAUUGCAUAACCCGUAUUUACUGUCAAAGGAACUGGAAAAAAGAUGCAAGAAAGAUCCAUGCUGUUAAAGAAGUUGUAUCCAUUGGACCUCUUAUUUCUGAUCUGACCUCGGGCAGUGAAAGUCAAGCAUCCUCUUUACCUUCUGGAGCCAAUCCAGAGCGACCGUUAGGAAAUGGGUUUUGCUCUAAUAAAUCUCCUAUCCUGGAUAGUAGUGGAUCAGAAAGAAAUGCAUCUGGCAGAAGACACUGGAAAGCAGAGGCAAGAAAUAAGAAAAACUAGAGUGGUUACUACCCACAGCUUUACUGGAGAUAUUAGUUUAAGUGCCAACUGACACCUGACUGUUUCGAUAGGAAGAU